Molecule: messenger RNA, 455 nt
Organism: Musca vetustissima
Lineage: Eukaryota; Metazoa; Arthropoda; Insecta; Diptera; Muscidae
Gene: Pfdn2
Product: probable prefoldin subunit 2
Exons: 2
Coding region: 24-455 (143 amino acids)
Biological process (GO): protein folding
Cellular component (GO): prefoldin complex; cytoplasm
Molecular function (GO): protein folding chaperone
Source: RefSeq, a predicted model, not a curated record
CUGUUUUAAAUUUUGGAAAUACAAUGAGUGCCGAACAAGUAAAGGAUUCCAAAAUGAACGAAAAGAUCAUUGCCGAGUUCCAACAGCUCCGCAAUGAACAAAGAAACUUGGUAAACAAUCUGAACACACUGGAAAUGGAUCUGAAAGAGCACAAGACUGUGAUAGAUACCCUGAAAACGGUGGAUCCCGAUCGUAAAUGUUUCCGUCUUAUUGGCGGUGUUCUGUGUGAGAGAACUGUCAAAGAAGUUCUGCCUCAACUGGUCGAAAACAAAGAUUUCAUUGAGAAAACCAUAACAUUAGUCACCGAUGAUUUGACCAAGAAGGGACAGCAAAUCAAUAAAUUCAAAGAAGAGCACAAUAUCAGAAUACGUGGAGAACAGAUGGCUGGUGAAGCACAAAAAUCUCAAACAGAUGAGAACAAAUCGGAAAAUCGCAAUGUCUUGGUAUCCAACUGA